Anoplopoma fimbria (sablefish) is the source of this 2953-nucleotide messenger RNA. It is a transcript of the gene rbm28, whose product is annotated as RNA binding motif protein 28. Lineage: Eukaryota; Metazoa; Chordata; Actinopteri; Perciformes; Anoplopomatidae. Bases 242 to 2620 code for a protein of 792 amino acids. The record is from RefSeq and is a predicted model, not a curated record. Gene Ontology annotation, molecular function: RNA binding. The transcript is spliced from 20 exons.
CACUUCCGCUACAUUUCCAAGAUGGCCGCCCCCACAUGUAAACAUGCGACCUGAUCUGCUCGCUAUCGGUGUUCCAGUUUAGCAGUUCUGUAGCAUGUAUUCACCCGGCCCAAUUGUGUGACACCGAGUGGUCCGAUAUUAACAUCCAGUGUGGGAUUGUUAACAUAUAGACAUCAGUUUGUGAGUUAUAACCGAACCAGAAAAGGGGCUAUCACUAGCGAGCUAACAGCUAACGUUAGCCAUGGAGCCGAGAGCCACGGAGCCGAAAGCCAAGGAGCCGAGAGCCAUGCCUGCACGGACCCUGUUCGUUAACUCCCUGCCGGCUUCAGCUACAAACGCACGGCUGGAGGAAAUAUUCUCAGAAAUCGGUCCGGUCAAGCAAUGCUUCGUGGUCACAGAGAAAGGCACAGUAAAAUGUCGGGGAUUUGGCUUUGUCACAUAUGCCAUGGAGGAAGAUGCACAGCGAGCAGUGAAAGAAGUCAAGCAAUACGACGGAAAGAAGGUUUCUGUAACAGUAGCGAAGAAGAAAAUCACAGACAAACGGAAAGCAGCAACUACAGAGCCAGCUGCAGCACCAACAGAAAAUGAGCAGAAAGCCAAAGGCUUCAGGAAAACCAAUCUGAAAUCUCGACUCAUCAUAAGGAACCUGAGUUUUAAGUGCUCAGAAGAUGACCUGACACAACUUUUUUCCGAGUUUGGAAAAGUUCUUGAGGCCAAAAUUCCCCUCAAACCAGAUGGGAAGAUGCGCGGAUUUGCCUUUGUCCUUUUUAAAAAUUUGUCUGAGGCAGGGAAAGCGCUUAAUGCCAUGAACCUGAAGGAGAUAAAAGGUCGACAGGUAGCAAUUGACUGGGCCGUGCCUAAGGACAAGUUUAUCGCCACGCAAUUGUCAUCAAGUGCAGGAAAUAAGAUUACAGAAGCAACUACAAAAGAGUCCGACACCAAGGGUGACACUGAAGACGAAGACGAAGAAAAGCCACAAGCACCACCCGAGAAGAAACGAGUCCAUUCCAAACCAUCUCUGCCACAGGUGGAAGAAUCCCAAUCAGAUGAUGAUGAUGAUGAUGGCGAGGAACAAGACAGUGAGGAGGAGGAAGAACAGGAGGAGGAGGAGGAUGAUGAAGAUGAAGAAGAAGACGAGAAAGAGGUUGAUGAUGUGUCCCAGGAAGAGGACGACGGCAGUGACGAUGAUAAGAGCAGCCUUGAUUCAAAUGAUGAUGAAGAUGAGGAUGAAGAGGAAGAUGAGGACCAAGAAGAAGAUGAAUCAGCUAAAAAGAAAGCCCCAAAGAAACUUCUCCCUUCAGAUGUGAAAGAGGGCAGAACAAUUUUCAUCAGGAACCUUUCCUUUGAUACAGAGGAAGAAGGUCUUGAGGAAGUCCUGCUAAAGUAUGGAGAGCUAAACUACAUUAAGGUUGUUAUCCACGCAGACACAGGACAUUCAAAAGGUUGUUCCUUUGCUCAGUUCAAGACUAAAGAGGCUGCAGAUAAAUGCUUAGCAGCAGCACAGGAUGAGGCAGAGAACGGAGGCAUCCGUCUCGAUGGCAGAAAGCUGUUGAUUGUGGCGGCAGUGAGCAGAGAGGAUGCUUCCAAGCUGAAAGUGGACAAGGUGAAAGUGGAAACUGGCACCAGGAACCUGUAUCUGGCCAGAGAGGGAUUGAUCCGUGCUGGAACCAAAGCUGCAGAGGGUGUACCUGAAGCAGACAUGACCAAAAGAACCAGAUUUGAAGAAGUAAAGAGGGCCAAGCUUCGGGGCUUAAAUGUGUUUGUGUCGAAGAAUCGUCUGUGUGUCCAUAACCUGCCCAAGUCGGUGGACAAUAAAAAACUCAAAGCACUCUGCCUCCAAGCAGUAAAAGGAGGCAAGGGAGUCCGCAUCACAGAGUGCCGGGUGAUGUAUGACAAGAAACCAGAGAAGGGUCAGGUGACGGGACAAUCAUUAGGUUAUGGCUUUGUCCAGUUCCAGGCCCAUGAACAUGCUCUCAGCACACUUCGUUACCUUAACAACAACCCUGACAUCUUUGGUUCACACAAGAGACCUAUCGUUGAGUUCUCACUGGAGGAUUCAAGGAAACUGAAAAUAAAAGAAUUGCGAGAACAAAAAUACAAGGAAAGGAAUGUGGCUUUUAAAAAAGGAACAAAACCUCAGCCCGAGACAGCCGAAGAUGGAAAAGGACCCAGGAAAGCUGUAAAUAAAGCACAAUCCUCAUCAGAGCAGACACAAAACAACGAAAGAGCUCCCGUCGAUAGCCAGAAGGAAGGCGGACGCUAUUUAGGCUUCCAGACCAAGCCUGAGGUCGAGCACGUAGAUUUGCAGAACGGAAAGAAACGAAAGAAGGUUCUAACCUUCCCCACCCAUCGGGGGCCUAAGAUCAGAUUGCGUGACAAAGGAAAGCAGCAGGCUCCGCCACCCAAGAAACCAAAGCCUGGAUCCAACAGGAAGGACCGUCAAAGACAACAGAUGGAAAAGCCCACACAGCGCAGCAACCAGGUUAAACCCACAAAGAAGAAUUUCAAGAGAAAGGGUGGGGACCGUUUUGACAGCCUGGUGGAGCAGUACAAGAAGAAACUGAUGGAUAACAGUUACAAGAGCACCAAUGUCAAAAGAAACAAGUGGUUUGAUAGUUAAUGCUAUGUGUGUGUGUGUGUGUUUGUGUGUAUGUGUCUGAGUGAGGGGGAGACAAUGUGUUUAAAUCUUAAAUGUUGAAGGCUACCACAACAAAGGUCCUCCACAAUCGACAUCUUGAGGUUUUAAAUACGUACAGUGGUUCUCAUAAAGUAGUUUUGUGUCAAAUUGUACAGUUAAUUACGCCACAUGUGUGAAACUGUACUGUGCCCGAACUUCCUUCAUCGUCUUCUUGCGUUAGUGUAUCCCUGCUUAAGUUUUUUACUAUAAAAACAAACUGAAUAAUUCUUGAACUUGGCUUUUUAUGAAAAUAUAUAAAGAAAACAUGAAUUAGUG